UGAUCCUGCUGAAGGAGGGGACGGACACCUCGCAGGGCAUCCCCCAGCUGGUCAGCAACAUCAAUGCCUGCCAGGUGAUCGCAGAGGCCGUGCGUACCACCCUGGGGCCUCGGGGCAUGGACAAACUCAUCGUGGAUGACCGGGGCAAAGCCACCAUCUCCAAUGAUGGUGCCACCAUCCUGAAGCUCCUUGAUGUUGUCCAUCCAGCUGCCAAGACCUUGGUGGACAUAGCCAAAUCACAGGAUGCAGAGGUUGGUGAUGGGACCACGUCUGUAACUCUGCUGGCUGCAGAGUUCCUGAAGCAGGUGAAACCCUACGUGGAGGAAGGUCUCCAUCCUCAGAUCAUCAUCCGUGCCUUCCGCACAGCAACCCAGCUGGCUGUAAACAAGAUCAAAGACAUUGCUGUGUCAGUGAAGAAGGAAGAUAAAGAUGAGCAGAGAAGCCUGCUGGAGAAGUGUGCAGCCACAGCCCUGAGCUCUAAGCUGAUCUCCCAGAGCAAGGAGUUUUUCUCCAAGAUGGUGGUGGAUGCUGUCAUGAUGUUAGAUGACUUGUUACAACUCAAAAUGAUUGGAAUCAAGAAGGUGCAAGGAGGUGCUCUGGAAGACUCCCAGCUGGUGGCCGGGGUUGCCUUUAAGAAGACGUUCUCUUACGCCGGGUUUGAAAUGCAGCCCAAGAAGUACCAGUCUCCCAAGAUUGCCCUGCUGAACGUGGAGCUGGAGCUCAAGGCUGAGAAGGACAAUGCUGAAGUCAGAGUAAACACGGUGGAGGACUACCAGGCCAUCGUGGAUGCCGAGUGGAACAUCUUGUAUGACAAACUAGACAAAAUCCACAAGUCAGGAGCCAAGGUUGUCCUUUCCAAACUUCCUAUUGGUGAUGUGGCUACUCAGUACUUUGCAGACAGAGACAUGUUCUGUGCCGGCCGCGUCCCAGAGGAGGAUCUCAAGCGCACCAUGAUGGCCUGUGGUGGCUCCAUUCAGACCAGUGUCAACGCCCUGUCUGAUGAUGUUCUGGGCCGCUGUGAGCUCUUUGAGGAGACUCAGAUUGGAGGGGAGAGGUACAACUUCUUCACGGGCUGCCCCAAGGCCAAGACCUGCACCAUCAUCCUGCGUGGGGGCGCCGAGCAGUUCAUGGAGGAGACGGAGCGUUCCCUGCACGAUGCCAUCAUGAUCGUCAGGAGAGCAAUCAAGAACGACUCGGUGGUUGCCGGCGGUGGCGCGAUAGAGAUGGAGCUUUCCAAGUACCUCCGGGACUAUUCCAGGACCAUUCCAGGCAAGCAGCAGCUGCUGAUAGGUGCUUAUGCUAAAGCCCUGGAGAUCAUUCCCCGCCAGCUCUGCGACAACGCUGGCUUUGAUGCCACCAACAUCCUGAACAAGCUCCGAGCCAAGCACGCGCAGGGUGGCAUGUGGUACGGCGUGGACGUCAACAACGAGGACAUCGCCGACAACUUCGAGGCGUGCGUGUGGGAACCGGCCGUGGUGCGCAGCAACGCGCUCACCGCCGCCUCCGAGGCCGCCUGCCUCAUCGUCUCUGUGGACGAGACCAUCAAGAACCCCCGCUCCACCGUGGAUGCUGCUCCCAGUGCCCGGGGACGGGGCCGACCCCGACCCCACAACCACUGAUCCCCAGCAGGGUG
Molecule: messenger RNA, 1633 nt
Organism: Chaetura pelagica (chimney swift)
Lineage: Eukaryota; Metazoa; Chordata; Aves; Apodiformes; Apodidae
Gene: CCT7
Product: chaperonin containing TCP1, subunit 7 (eta)
Exons: 11
Coding region: 117-1619 (500 amino acids)
Biological process (GO): protein folding
Cellular component (GO): chaperonin-containing T-complex
Molecular function (GO): ATP binding; ATP hydrolysis activity; ATP-dependent protein folding chaperone
Source: RefSeq, a predicted model, not a curated record